Molecule: messenger RNA, 759 nt
Organism: Pocillopora damicornis (cauliflower coral)
Lineage: Eukaryota; Metazoa; Cnidaria; Anthozoa; Scleractinia; Pocilloporidae
Source: RefSeq, a predicted model, not a curated record
AUGACUCAUUCGCUGUUGGCUUGGGUUGCACGUACUGCCUUCUUCAUCGUGAUGAUCCUUCAGUAUAUCUCCUUCGCUUCGUAUCCAGCACGCUACGAAAAUCAAAAUGGCUGGUAUGCUUUACUUCUUCUCUACAUCCCAUCCUUGAUUCUCUGGUUUCUCGUCGUGUGCAAUGAAAAGCUCAUCACCUGGGUAUUUUCCGUUUGGGGUCUGUACGUAUGGCUUGCUUUAGUGCCCAUAAUUGGAGUAAUAUUUGGGCGAAUCAAAGAAAAAAUCGAGAAGGAUUUGUUCUUUGGACCAGAUGUCUUGACCAUGACCCUUUGCCUAACACCGCUCCUUUUGCUGCUGUUGCUUAACACAUUUGAAAUAGAAAGUAAAGGCAGAGAGCUCGUAUUAAAGCUGGCCUUCCAAAUAACAUUAGAUCUCUUCGACGGAAUUGAAAUGCUGCAAGUUAUUCUGGAGGAAAGUGAAGUUAGCAUUCCCAGGAGCUUUGAGAACGCUAUCAUUGCCUUCGUCUGCAUAAGUUUUAUGCUUUCGCAUUUUCAAUUGGAGGAGAACAGGUUUUUGGACACGUCUAUUUACAAGUACUUAGCCGUCAUUCGUAUCACCCUUCAGAUUUUACUCGGUAAUUGUGUGUUUUUAGGCCUUCGUUUGGCUCUGUUCUUUAAGUUCAAGAGAAAUGCGUCAAUUUUCAUCGCCAAGAAUGGCAUUUUGAUCAUUCAUGGGAUUUUGGAGAUCUUUCAGUGUUGUAAGGAUUAG